CUGGCGGCCCAGUGCUCCGCCCGAAGGCGGGUCCGCCAUAAACAAACGGUGCUCGGUCGCACGUGGACUGCGGAGCAGCUGCGCCUCCCAACAGAUCGCGGACUCCGGAGCGGGGUCUUCAGGCACAGGGAGCAACCAGAGAGGGCAGGAGAGCGCGCCCAGGCCUGGGUCCGGCCCAGCCGUCUCGGUCUAGCUCCCCUCGGCUCGGGUCCGCUCCAUGGCUCCGCAGCCACCGCCGCCCCUGCCGCCCUCCAGAUCGGAGGGGCCUCGCGGCAGCGAGUGCCAACACCCAGUUAAGGACUAAACUGCACCACCGCCUCUUCGCUGGACCCUUAUACCCUAAGAAAAGCUGAGGCCGGGGAGACAGGAGGCAAGAAGAGUGAACAGGAAGCAGGGCUCGGGUCGCCGCGGAACAGUCCAGCUCUAGCCGCAGGCGGAGCGCGGGGCGGCGCAGCUGGUUUGCGCUGAGCUCUGGGCUGGCAACUGCGGAGAAGUUCCUCGGUGCCCAGGCCGGUCCGGCGCACCUGUCCGUGGCCGGCACCCGGGAUUCACCUGGCCCCCGGGUCCCCUUUCCCGGUCCCAGCUGCCGCAGCCUGAGCGGGACUCCGCGGGCCUGGAGCGCGGCCAGGUCUAAUAUGCCCAGAGCCGAGGCGCGAUGAAGGAGAAGUCCAAGAAUGCGGCCAAAACCAGGAGGGAGAAGGAAAAUGGCGAGUUUUAUGAGCUGGCCAAGCUGCUCCCGCUGCCAUCGGCCAUCACUUCGCAGCUGGACAAAGCGUCCAUCAUACGACUCACCACGAGCUACCUGAAGAUGCGCGCGGUCUUCCCUGAAGGUUUAGGAGAUGCAUGGGGACAGCCGAGUCGCACCGGGCCCCUGGACAGUGUCGCCAAGGAGCUGGGAUCGCACUUGCUGCAGACUUUGGAUGGAUUUGUUUUUGUGGUAGCAUCUGAUGGCAAAAUCAUGUAUAUAUCCGAGACGGCUUCUGUUCAUUUAGGUUUGUCCCAGGUGGAGCUCACGGGCAACAGUAUUUAUGAGUACAUCCAUCCAUCCGACCACGACGAGAUGACAGCUGUCCUCGCCGCCCACCCACCUCUUCACCAUCACCUGCUCCAAGAGUACGAGAUAGAGAGGUCCUUCUUCCUCCGAAUGAAGUGCGUCCUGGCAAAAAGAAACGCGGGCCUGACGUGCAGUGGAUACAAGGUCAUCCACUGCAGCGGCUACUUGAAGAUCAGGCAGUACAUGCUGGACAUGUCCCUGUACGACUCCUGUUACCAGAUCGUGGGGCUGGUGGCGGUGGGCCAGUCCCUGCCUCCCAGUGCCAUCACAGAGAUCAAGCUGCACAGUAACAUGUUCAUGUUCAGGGCCAGCCUCGAUCUGAAGCUGAUAUUCCUGGAUUCCAGGGUGACCGAGCUGACAGGCUAUGAGCCACAGGACCUGAUUGAGAAGACGCUGUACCACCACGUGCACGGCUGCGACGCAUUCCACCUCCGCUACGCGCACCACCUCCUGCUGGUGAAGGGCCAGGUGACCACCAAGUACUACCGGCUGCUGUCCAAGCUGGGCGGCUGGGUGUGGGUGCAGAGCUACGCCACCGUCGUGCACAACAGCCGCUCGUCCCGGCCCCACUGCAUCGUGAGUGUCAAUUAUGUCCUCACGGACGUCGAAUACAAGGAACUUCAGCUGUCACUGGACCAGGUUUCCACUUCUAAGUCCCAGGACUCCUGGAGGACCACCUUGUCUACCUCACAAGAAACUAGGAAAUUAGCUAAACCCAAAAACACAAAGAUGAAGACAAAGCUGAGGACAUACCCUUACCCCCCACAGCAAUACGACUCCUUCCAACUGGACAAACUGGAAUGUGGCCAGCUGGGAAGCUGGAGAGCCAGUCCCCCCGUAAAUGCCUCGGCUCCCCCAGAACAGCAGCUCCAUUCAGAAGGCAGUGACCUUCUGUACACGCCGUCCUACAGCCUGCCCUUCUCCUACCAUUACGGACACUUCCCUCUGGACUCGCAUGUCUUCAGCAGUAAAAAGCCAAUGUUGCCAGCCAAGUUCGGGCAGCCCCAGGGAUCCCCGUGUGAGGUGGCACGCUUUCUCCUGAGCACGCUGCCAGCCAGCGGCGAAUGCCAGUGGCAUUAUGCCAACCCCCUAGUGCCUAGCAACCCGUCUCCAGCUAAGAACCUUUCUGAACCGCCCACAAACGCUGCCCGGCACAGCCUCGUGCCAAACUAUGAAGCGCCCGCCGCCGCCGCCGCGCGCAGGUUCGGCGAGGACACCGCGCCCCCGCCGCCGCCGCCGAGCUUCCCGAGCUGCGGCCACUACCGGGAGGAGCCCGCGCUGGGCCCGGCCAAGGCCGCCCGCCAGGCCGCCCGCGACGGGACGCGGCUGGCGCUGGCCCGCGCGGCGCCCGAGUGCUGCGCGCCGCCGGCCCCCGAGCCCCCGGGCGCGCCCGCGCAGCUGCCCUUCGUGCUGCUCAACUACCACCGCGUGCUGGCCCGGCGCGGGCCGCUGGGGGGCGCCGCGCCCGCCGCGCCCGGCCUCGCCUGCGGCCCCGGAGCCCCCGAGGCGGCGGCCGGCGCGCUGCGGCCCCGGCACGCAGGCCCCAGCGCCGCCUCGCCGCCCGGCGCGCCCCGGCCGCACUACCUGGGCGCCUCGGUCAUCAUCACCAACGGCAGGUGACCCGCCGGGCUGGCUCCGCCCAGGCAGGGCGGCCGCAGGGAGAAGCCAUAGGCCAGGCCUUCUCUGGUUCCUAGUUCACAAAGUCCAGCGGAGGAGAGGGGCGAGCUGUGUAUGCACCAAUAAAUUAAUUUAUACAGAGACAACUAUUUUAAUAGAACGCAGCCGACCUUGAGGCGUGACCUAGCUGCCAUGUACCCCCGUGGAGAGGACCCGGAGCAGCCUGAGGUCGGCACACGGCCGCCCAUCCUUGUUCUCCAGGGGUCCAUCUUCAGACAGAGCCCAAGGUCGCGGCAUCCGACGUGUGACCUCAAGCUACCCGGCGCCGGGGUCUCGGUUUCCUCACCUUGAAAUCCAGCUUAAGGCAUCUAGCCCGGUCUCUGAUGCUCAAAAACAGGGGCUUUAAGGCAUUGCAACUCCAUAAAUACACUUUAAGGAGGGCGACCUCGCCCUGGCAGCUAGCAUGCAGGAAGAGGAAGCCUACCGAUUUCCGAGCCCUUUUUGAUUCUUAGGUACAGGAAGAAUGUGAUCAUUGUAAGUCCCAUGAAUAGACAACAACUCCACUGUCUUUAAAAGUCAUUCAUGAUUUAAAAAAAAUUUUUUUUUUUUUAGUCCUUUCUUCAAUACAAAACAAGCCAAGACCAAGGGGGUGAACAUGCAAGUCUGUUGUGUGUGGCCAUGGGUGUGCUUCCCAAGUACACGGUCAAGCUCUUACUCCCCCUUCCCUUUCCUUAUGAACUCUUGGUAACACCAGGAAUAGCACCUUCAGAAUAUAUUGAAUAGGCAUUAAAUGCAAAAAAGAAUAUAUAGCCAGAUAUUUUAUGAGAAUGACCUUGUCAAGCUUAAUUCCACGGCAAAGUCCCUCUGUCCCACACAGAUCUAUAAUUCACUAGGCUCGUGUUUGCUACAAGUAGUGCUAAUGAAGUUAGUUACAUUGCAUGUGCAAUAUGGAAAACUGUCAUGGACUGCACCUUGUGGAAGACAAACUUGCUUCAAGGGUGUAAUGAAAAUGAUGGACACAUUUUAAGCAUUUUCUGCAUUUUAUACAUAGCAAGAGCGCUUCAUAUGAAUGUGUCAUGUGUGUAACAGGUGAACAGAGACCCUUUUAUAAUGCACCAGCAGUGUUUUCAAAAUAAACUUCCAAUACUUUUGGUUUCACUCUUA
Molecule: messenger RNA, 3835 nt
Organism: Marmota monax (woodchuck)
Lineage: Eukaryota; Metazoa; Chordata; Mammalia; Rodentia; Sciuridae
Gene: Sim2
Product: SIM bHLH transcription factor 2
Exons: 11
Coding region: 656-2674 (672 amino acids)
Biological process (GO): regulation of transcription by RNA polymerase II
Molecular function (GO): protein dimerization activity; DNA-binding transcription factor activity, RNA polymerase II-specific; RNA polymerase II transcription regulatory region sequence-specific DNA binding
Source: RefSeq, a predicted model, not a curated record